Priapulus caudatus is the source of this 3650-nucleotide messenger RNA. RefSeq names its product V-type proton ATPase subunit C-like. NCBI's taxonomy places the organism in Eukaryota, Metazoa, Priapulida, Priapulimorpha, Priapulimorphida, Priapulidae. The transcript is spliced from 13 exons. Gene Ontology annotation, biological process: proton transmembrane transport. Bases 123 to 1292 code for a protein of 389 amino acids. The record is from RefSeq and is a predicted model, not a curated record. Gene Ontology annotation, cellular component: lysosomal membrane; vacuolar proton-transporting V-type ATPase, V1 domain. Gene Ontology annotation, molecular function: proton-transporting ATPase activity, rotational mechanism.
CACGUGGGUAAAGAUGUCAGCUCCCGUUUUUCAGUAGGCUGGCAGUUCUCUGAUUCUGUCUGUCAACUGUUUCGUCUCGUAAUCUUUGCUUAGGGAAUCUUCUAAACCAGGUCAGUGUCAUCAUGAGUAGCAGCCAACAACAAGAGUAUUGGCUCAUUUCUGCACCAGGAGAAAAAACAUGUCAGCAGACAUGGGAUAACAUGAAUAAUGUUACGGCGAAACAGAGCAAUUUGUCAUUGAAUUUUAAGUUCCACAUUCCGGAUUUAAAGGUUGGAACGUUGGAUCAACUUGUUGGGUUAUCGGAUGACCUUACGAAGUUGGAUAGCUACGUCGAGGCGAUUGCGCACAAGAUUGCCCAGUAUUUAGGAGAUGUGCUGGAAGACCAGAGAGACAAACUGGCAGAGAACCUCUUGGCUAAUGGAGUGGACUUGGCAACAUACUUGACAAGAUUCCAGUGGGAUAUGGCUAAAUACCCAAUCAAGCAAUCUCUUCAAAACAUACACGAGAUUAUAACUAAGCAAGUUGGACAGAUUGAUGCAGACCUAAAAACGAAGUCUACUGCGUAUAACAACUUAAAAGGCAACUUACAAUCAUUGGCAAAGAAGUCGAGUGGAAGCCUCCUGACUAGAAAUCUUGGGGAUAUAGUGAAGAAGGAGCAUUUCGUACUUGAGUCGGAAUACCUGACAACGCUGCUGGUCGUUGUGCCAAGCCAACUGAAACCGGAUUGGCUUGGCAAGUAUGAAACACUUGCUGAUAUGGUGGUGCCAAGAAGCAGUCGCUUGAUCCUAGAGGACCCUGAUCACAGCCUGUUCUCAGUCACCAUGUUCAACAAGGUCGUAGAUGAGUACAAGCUUCAUUGCAGGGAAAACAGGUUUGUGGUGCGUGAAUUUGUCUACAAUGAAGAGGCUCUGGCUGCCAGCAAGAAUGAGAUCACCAAGCUGAACAUGGACAAGAAAAAGCAGUUCGGUCCACUAGUGCGCUGGCUAAAGGUAAACUUCAGUGAAGCCUUUACUGCCUGGAUACAUGUGAAGGCACUGAGAGUCUUCACAGAGUCUGUCCUGAGGUACGGUCUUCCUGUGAACUUCCAAGCGAUGCUGCUGCUGCCGUACAAGAAAUCAACCCGCAAGCUGAGGGAUGUGUUAAAUCAACUGUAUGCACAUCUUGACAACAGUUCUAUGGGCUCUGGAUCAGCCGACAUGGUGGAUAUUCCUGGUCUUGGCUUCAGUUACUCGGAGUAUUUCCCAUAUGUCUACUAUACCAUGAAAUUGGACUUCAUUGAGGCAAAGAAGUAGUGAAGGCAGCUGUAAUAUACCAUCACAGUGCAAAACAUCAUUCUGCCCAUUGGGUGUCUGCGUGUUUACCAGUGUGUGACCGUUCACAUUAACAAUGCGAAUUUUUUUAACUGUCAGCCACAGUGACACAACAUCAAUAACAACAAUAACAGCAACAUGAUAAUCACAACAGCAACAGAGCCAAUUAGACGGUUUGAUUAUGGAUCAACAUUUGACAUAUGCAGUCAAUUUUGAAGAAGUUUAAUUUUCCACCAAGUGACUAGGCAACUGUGCUGUUUUUUAAUAACACAGAACAUCUGAUUAUAGGGUGUGUAACACCACUGGCACUAUAAAAUCUGCAGUGAUGUAUUAUCCUGCCUGAUGCACCCUACUCAUCUCAGCUUGUUGACUCACUGACAUAAGUAUGUAAUAUCCCUUGUGGAUAGCACAUGAAAGCCCCCACUUGCACAAAUGGCCAGCUCACACGUUUGAGUACAUUUCAAUAUUACAGUACUGGAAUUUACAGGACACUGCUUUAAUAGCUACUUAUAUUAUGUAAUGUAAUGGGUGCAUACAAAUUUUGCUGCAAAAAAAGCUGCACAAAUGUUGGUAGCGCAACAGCUCGCACCCUUGCUAAUAUAUUAUGCAUUUGUGGAUCGUGCUACUACACUGAGGCACACACAGACAGCUACAGUGAGAUCAAGUGGGUCAGCAAAUAAAAUUAUGCAAAGAGAAAUCCGUACUGAUUUGUCCUUAACAGCCCUAGAGAAGGGUCUCAUAAUAAAACCAAAUUUUUCCAUAAAUAGAGCAGCUAGUGACGAAUGGAUCAGAUGCUUGCUGUUUGCAGUCGGCCUACCUUCACAUCAGUCUGAUUACAGGUAAUAGUCAGCAUAUCGUCUGAGGAGCAAUGCAGACAAGGUCAUAGCUUGCUGCAGUUUUUACACAAUGCCAGUGUGUAACAGAUGUCAGGUGUGUAAGAUUAUAAAUGGGGAGUGGUGAUUCUAACUUAAAAAAAAUUAGCAGUGACAUAUGUCAUUCUUAAUCAUGAUUGAUAACACUAAUAGUCAGUUUUUUUGCAAAAACUAGACAUUGCCAGAAAGCAAAUUAAGCAUGGUGCUGACUCAAAAGAUGCAGUAAUAUAUACAUACCCGUGUGGGUUUAUGUUCAAACCUAAAUGAUGUGCGCAGGUGGUGAAUUUAGGAUUUAAUAGUAUAUAUCUUGUUGUUCAGUUAAUGUGUAUGGCAAGAAGACUUGUGGUAAGUAUCAAGAGCGAUAAACAGAUUUGUUUCAAUGAAAAUAUAGUGACAUAUAACGUGGUCUUUUAAGAAAGUAGACAUUAAUUUUGGAGCCUGAAUGAUACACUAUUAUGAUAUGUUUCCCACAGGAAGUAUCAUGUAUGCUGACUGAGGUGUAUGAGAAACUGCAAGUUAUCGAAUUUUUAAGUAAUUAUCAAGAAUUUGAAAACGACCAUGUAAUGUGAUAUAGUUGUAAUACUAUUCAUCUUAAAAUGUAUGUGAUAGAUUGUUGAUCACCAGUGUAAAUUCAACCUCCUUAGAGAUAGUCUUCUGCUUGCCAGAGGUUAUCCCAAACAAGGCUGCCAUUUUGAUCAGCAGAAGUUGAAUUUUAAGGCUAUUUCUCUGGUUACUUUUGAACGCUGACAUCUGUUCAGUGUGAAGUAUGUAGAUUGUAGGCCUAGCGAAUGAUCAAAUGUAGAGGGAUCAGAUUUAGAAGGUAUGUGCAUCUGAUCAGGUGAUCUGAUGCACAGUGUUGUUCUGUACAGUCUAUCAGUGAACGAUUUUGGUGGUUUGCGUAUAGCGCAUAGAUUUCUCUGUAUACAAACAAUCCCACAGAAACAUGUGGGUAUUAAAAGGUAAUACAGCUGCUUAGCUGUAAUAUUUCGAGGUAAAAAUGUAAAUGAAAUUACGCUUCUGAACGACCUUGAUACAACCUCCCCGGGGUGGAGGUGUAUGUCUCCUAAUAUUAACAAAUCAAUUUCGGCCCUGUGCAUAAGAGAACCUUCGAGACCUUUGAGCUGACCUUCGACCUUGGAGACCGAACUUUCGAGAACCGUCGAGACCUGCUCAGAGACGUCUCAACUCAGUAUAUAGUUUGAGCUAUCAGCUCAUGCGUGCACAUAGUUGACGAGUACAAAUUUAGUGGAUGUGAAUAUACAGCAACUUUGCAAGAAAUUGUAAAUUGUUGCUUGAAGGUGUAUAUGUUUAUUUGAUUAUUAUGUAGUUGUUAAUAUGUGGUGUAUGUUUUACGUUUAACAGAAAUAUAUGUUAAAUUACUAGACUAAAGCCAUGUAUGCCUAUCACUGCUAUUUAUAGUGCAAAAUAAAACCACAAUACAGUGAUCCAUACAAUUGCAAUAAUACAA